UAGCCCCUCGAUGAUUAGUUGUAGGAAUAUUCACGCACUUUACCUAUCCUCUGACAAUCCAGAACGAGGCAACGGACAUGCUGAUCUCUCCCAUAUUACGCCUCUUAACUGGCUAACCAUGGAGAAUUUACUUUCCCCCCGACACCGUCAUCCUGGCAUGUGGUCCGUGUGCCCAGGAAAAGGCAUAUCGCUCGACGUGCAUCAUGUAUCUUGCAUCGCAUGCGUGGGUUCUAACUCAGUCACAGAAAAAAUCAGCCAACCAGCCACGAUGAGAGCGCAUCCUGGAAAAGCAAAAUGGCAACAAUACCACAUUGUAUAAGAGCAUAUCUCCACCAUCCUGGUCGAAGCUUUUCGUAGAGGAUGGUCUUUGCUUUCGUUUAUCUGUUCACAGGAUCCGAGAGGCAAUCAACACAUCCUGCCUCAGCCAUAGCAUGAGCGGCCCGUAUGUCCCGCCGGGACAAUCUCCCCCUUUUCAAGUGGUAGAUGAUUUGCAUCAUGGAGCUUGGAUUAUCAUCACUGGAGCUUUGGGUUUGGUCGUAUCUCUCGUCAGCUUCUUUAUCAGAUUGUAUGUGCGAAUUGCUCUCCAUCCGCCGUUUGCAUUCGAUGAUUAUCUUCUCCUUGGAGCGACGAUAGUAGCAACCGUGCAAGCAGCACUCCUCUUCAAUGCCGUGUCACAUGGUUUCGGGACAUCAAUCCACCUUCUGGAACAGGAUCAGGUGGAUAAAAUCCAAACACUCAUCACAGUCAGCGACAUUCUCUACCUAAUUACCGUCUAUAUCUCCAAAUGCUGCGUCUGCGGCAUCUACCUCCGUCUCACGCCCCAGAAAUGGCAUAACCGAGCCUCCAUAGCCACUCUCGCUCUAUGCACAGCAUGGGUCAUACCGGCCGUUCUCAUCAUCGCGGUGAACUGCGAAUUGAAUCGUCCCUGGAAAGGUUCCGGAGGACAAUGUGUGAAUCUGUCCAAACGCUGGCAAUUCAUUGUCGCACUAGACAUAGCGACUGAGCUUAUCAUCUUCGGACUAGCCGUGUUCCUACUCUGGGGACUAUUCAUGCCCCUCAAGCGCAAGCUGACUAUCGGAUUUGCGUUUAUGUUUCGGCUUCCUCCCAGCGCAAAAAGCGAAUGGCGCAGAUCAAUACUGACACCUAUGACUUCAAAACCAAGCCUGAUAAUCUUCUCCGUCUUCCACAUCUACACCAUCCUCCUCCUUGUCCACUCCCCGGAUCCCACACUAGCCGUCGUCACACCCAUCAUCUGGGCCCAGGUUGAACUCAACUACGCUCUCGUGGCGUGCAGUAUCUUCUGUCUACGGCCGUUCAUGGCGGCAGUGAGCACCAAUUACGGGACAGCGGGUGACUCGAAUCUCGAGAGUACGAGUGGAGUGUCGCUGUCGUGGAAGGUCGAUUCGUCCAAAGCGGGGUCUGGAAGACAGACUUAUUUGAAUCAUGAGGAGAGGCGGUCGUGGAGGGUAUCGAGGAGAUUGGAUGGUGGGCAUCAGGCAGGUCCUGUGGCUGAACCUGAUAUUGAGCUUGUUGAGAUGGAUGGGCAGCGCAGUGUUGGAAGUGAUGGUGGGAGUGGGAAGAUGAUGAUCCGGAAGGAUGUGGAGUAUACGAUUGAGUAUGAUAGGCAUUCUGAUUUGUGCAUGUCUGGUGCUGGUUGGAGGUAGUGCUGGGCUACUACUAUCCUAUUGGUGAUGAAGUAGUUCCGUGUUUGCAAAUGUAUAUAUUGUAUAGUAUAGCGCCUCUAUAUGAUUGGCGCUCUAAUGAAUGAAUAACUC
Aspergillus vadensis CBS 113365 is the source of this 1775-nucleotide messenger RNA. RefSeq lists its product as uncharacterized. The transcript has 5 exons. Lineage: Eukaryota; Fungi; Ascomycota; Eurotiomycetes; Eurotiales; Aspergillaceae. Bases 432 to 1664 code for a protein of 410 amino acids. The record is from RefSeq and is a predicted model, not a curated record.